AUGGGCUGUUUCCAUGGUAACAGACAACACAAAGACUACAGGGACAGUGAUGACACAAUGUCUUACCAAGGGUUCAUGAGCCGUGUUCCUAAAGAGGAGCAGGACCGUUACGAUAUGAAGACGGCCGCUGCAGAGUUUUACCGGGUUAACGGAGUGCCCCAGCUGAUAGAGAGAGCUCUGAACGAGCUCUUCUCCCACCAGCCCGAGGACCUCCAUGGAUACCUGGCAAAUUAUGUUACAAACCUAUGUGCACCGCCGAGGAUCAGCAGGCUGAAGGGAAGGGAGGUUUAUGAUGCAAGAGGACAACUAUCCAUCGAGACAGAGGUCUUCUGCAUCGUCUGCAACAAGGAAAAGAGCAUGUCUUCAGCUGCUGUCUCCAGCCACUUUGGGCCUAACGAGACAUCACUGGUCUGGAAAGCAAAGAGUCAAGAGAGGGCUGACCAUGUUAUGACUGCUGCUCAGUGGAUCAAUGGACCUCUGAACAACAUGCUGAAGGGCCAAAGCCCCCGUGACCAAUCAGAUGUCGACCAUAUACUCAGCAAUUUCUUCAUGGCCCGCUUCCUGGAGGAGAAAGACAUUCAGAAGGAGGAGGAGGAGAGUCGUUCACCCAGCGAGGCUGAUUUGGUGCUGACUUCUCCACGAUCUGCACAGACUAAAAAGAAGAGUGUUGACAAAGGUAAAAAGAGCAUCACUGCGGAGAAGCCAUUUCCUCCAGCAGAGCCACCAGAACCAGUUUUGCCUGGGAGCUCGGCCAUUGGCUCGGUGUCUCUUGCUGUGGCCAAAACUGCUGCAAAGAUACAGGGUAUCCCUCUCUACAAAUACAUAGCAGCUCUGAAGAACGGAAAGGCUCCGGCUCAGUUCCACAUCCCUGUGCCUUUGGUCACUUUGCUGAGCUGUGGAAAGACUUCUCCUGGAAAAUUGAGUUUGCUGAAGGAAGUCAUCCUGAUCCCCAAAGCUGGACAACAAGUCAAACAAAUUAUCACAAUGACCCUUGAGUUACAGAAGGAGAUGAUGAGAAUAGUGAACACUUCAACAAAAGCCGGGGCAAUGCUGUGUGACAGUGGAGCGCUGGCAGUGGCGUACGAGCGACCCGAGCAGCCUCUAGAUCUGAUCACUGAAGCCUGUACUAACUCUGGACUGGCACUGGGAACAGAGAUCCACUUAGCACUAAACUGUGCUGCCCCUGAGUUAGUAGACUGUUCUAAAGGGAAGUAUGAAGUUGCAACCGCAGUUUUGAAGUCUCCAGAUGAAUUAGUUGAUAUGUACCAAAGCCUGAUCAGCAAAUACCCAGCAGUGGUGGCCUUAAUCGAUCCGUUUAGGAGAGAGGACAUAGACCAGUGGGAGAAGCUGAGCGACAUGAUUGGAGACUCAUGUUCUCUGCUCUCUGACAUCACCUUGAAGUCAAAGGCCCCGCCUCUUCCAGGAGUCAGAGAUCACAUCUUAAAAUACAUUCACGAGACGACGGUCAGUGAUUUGAUCUGCAUCAUAUCAGAGCACCAAGGUUCAGUGUUGAUGGGAACAGCAUGCAGUGAGCCAUGCAGUGAUGACUCUUUGUCAGAUAUAGCUGUGGGUCUGGGCCUGGACUAUGUCAAACUGGGAGGUCUGAGCGGUGCUGAGAGGAUGACUAAAUACAACCGGCUGAUUUAUAUAGAGGAAGAACUGGCCCAACAGGGAAUCCUGGUCUCCGAGGAGAAGCACCCUCCUCCACUGUUCACUGACAAACCACAGGAGCAGUCUGCUACAGCAGAGAGUACCGUCUGACACGACCGGCUCACAGCUUCUAUUUGAUUUGAGAAAAUAUGAUUUAAACGUUUAAAUCAAGUGUCUGUGCUGGCACAUUAUAUUCCACUUCCAUCAUUUAGUUCUGCUGUUAUCUCAUACUUGCCUGUCAAUAUUUCACUGUAGAACCAGCGGAGUUGAUUAUGAAGAAAGUGCAUUAAUCUAGUGUUGCCAUUUUGGUUUAUUUAAAAAUGCUAAGUAAGUAAACAUAACCUUCAAUAAAAAGAGUUUUGACAGCCCCAGACAUCUCGCUGCUUCUUCAGAUACACACAAACCACCGUAGCAGGUGCUGUACGCUGUACCUCUGUACACAAACCUGCUUUCAGGUCACAGUCCAGCAUCUCCACCAAAAUAUCCAAACUCUGCAGCACUCAUGAGCCACAACACAGCAACUUCAGCCUUCAGUGUUCACCACAAAGAAAACAGAAGAGAAGACUGGUGAAGGUCAUUAUAUCAUGUGACCACUACACCUACUUAAAGCUUUUUAUUAAUUAUGUUUGUAUCAUAUAUUUAGGCCAGUUUUAUUGCUAAGAACACAAAUAUUCAGUUUCAAAUUUGUACAAAGUAAAAAUACACGGAAGAUUGAUUCUGCUUACUACUCUCAUUCUAUGAAUCAUUGAUGUCACAUGCAUUGAAUGUGUUGUAACUCUGUUAUGUUGUUAUGUCAUUCUGUACACAUGACAUCUUCUGUCCAUCCUGAUAGAUCAUCUGUUGCUCUCCCCAAGGUAUCUUCCUCUUUUCCUUAUUCACCCUCUUGUAUAUUUUUUGUACAUGUAUUUGCAGAGUACAAACGGUUCCACCUGCCCUUGGCCUUCAUUGGUGUUAUGAAGAGAUGUUCUCUAAAGAGUAUGUAGAUCAGUGAUUCCCAACACUUGCCAACCACAAUAAACCUUUCUCACAGUUUGCACAUGUCAACAGGUUGUGACCAGUUCAGCUGAAGACUAACUGUCUUUUCUAAUUUGAUUUGAGCAACAGUAGAGGUCAAAUUCUGCACUUUAAAUGCAUUUCUAAGUUUAACAGACAUUUCUUCUGCUCCACUAUUCUCUAAAUUAUCUCACAAUAAAACAACAAAACUCUCCACUGAAUGAAAUUAUUUUUAAUAUUCAUAUAAAAUGUGUAUAGGCAGGUGAUCGAUCACACUCCUUCAUAUUGACUUGUAUAUUGACAGUUCUGAAACAAACAAAUCUUCUAAUGUCCCAUCACUGUUGGAUGACUGUGGCUUCAUAUCAUAUGUGUAUUGAGGACAAUAUUCUAGUAGUAAAUUGAUUCAAGAGUGACAGAGCAGUUCUUGAUUCAUUGUGUUCAUCUGUGGAAGCUCUGUGCUUUAACAGAACUGGAUAAGGAAGGCUGUAAGAAGCUGUGGGAGGAUAAUUGCCACAGAAAACACACACACACACACAUACACACAUACACACACACACACACACAGAGCUGUGUCAGUGUUGUCUAACAAAGCAUGUCUCCUGUCUGUUUGGGACGUGCGAGGUAAAGGCCCCUUCAUAACUGGUCAGCCCCCUCGCUGACCCCUCUCAUGGCUCCUCAGUUCCUGGAGGAAAUGAUUCAGUCAGUGUAGAGACAGGAGGGGAGAGGCCUGGAGGAACAUCCGGCCGGCCUGCAGCACAGAAAAAGAGGCUGCUUGUAUACAGUGGGGAAUGGAGGAGCUUCACAAGUGCUUUGUUUACCAGCCACAUACAGCUGCAUGAAUGGGCCUGUCAAGUGAGUUUCCCUUAUUCACAGCUCUUUUCUAUUAAACAGAAUCUGGCUGACAUGGCCCUGCUGACACUACAAUAGUCCUGACUCACUUGUUAAGGCUGGAAAUGAAAAUGUAGACUGAAGUUGUUGAUAGCAGGUCCAGUUGGAAGAUAUUUCUUUUUUAUUUUGUGUCGGUUUUACUAAAGCCAUCAUGAUUUACACUAUUUUAGAUUCUUUCUAGAUUAUACAAUUGCUUCAUUUAAUCAAAUGUCAUGCAGAUA
This is a messenger RNA of Anarrhichthys ocellatus (wolf-eel), 3752 nucleotides long. It is a transcript of the gene eno4, whose product is annotated as enolase 4. Lineage: Eukaryota; Metazoa; Chordata; Actinopteri; Perciformes; Anarhichadidae. Gene Ontology annotation, molecular function: phosphopyruvate hydratase activity; magnesium ion binding. Gene Ontology annotation, biological process: glycolytic process. The transcript is spliced from 13 exons. The coding region runs from base 1 to 1761 and encodes 586 amino acids. Gene Ontology annotation, cellular component: phosphopyruvate hydratase complex. The record is from RefSeq and is a predicted model, not a curated record.